Messenger RNA from Glycine soja, 1263 nucleotides. RefSeq names its product DNA-directed RNA polymerases IV and V subunit 4-like. NCBI's taxonomy places the organism in Eukaryota, Viridiplantae, Streptophyta, Magnoliopsida, Fabales, Fabaceae. The record is from RefSeq and is a predicted model, not a curated record. The transcript has 11 exons. Gene Ontology annotation, cellular component: RNA polymerase complex. Gene Ontology annotation, molecular function: nucleotide binding. Gene Ontology annotation, biological process: DNA-templated transcription initiation. The coding region runs from base 118 to 753 and encodes 211 amino acids.
GUGUUGUUUGAGCCUUGUCAGUCCUCACUCUCACUCAUUUUUUCUUUUUUUCCUCUGCGGUCUUUCUAUUGUCCAGCUUCUGUGCGGCUUUCUCUGUGGGUGAAGCGAGUUUUGGCGAUGGAGAAAGGAGGAAAGGGCGCUUCGCUGUUCAGCAAAGGGGGACUAGGAUCCCAAAAAGGGAAAGAUGACAGUGCAACAAAAUCAGCAAAGAAGAGGAUGGUUCAGUUUUCUUCUGAUGGUCCAUCAUUUGAAUCUGGAGUAAGCAGUAGUUCACUCCCUUCACAAAAAUCUGGUGGAAAAGGAGGAAAGGGAGACAAUGUUGCAAAUGGUGGAAAGAGUUCUCAGUCAAAAGACUCCCACUCAUCAGAUCACAGAGUUGAUCAAAAGCUUCCAGAAAAUAUCAAAUGCCUGAUAGACUGUGAGGCUGUGGAUAUUUUACAAGGAAUUCAAGAGCGGAUGGUCAUGUUAUCUAGAGAUUCAACUAUCAAAAUGCCUAUAUCCUUUGACAAGGGACUGCAAUAUGCCAAAAGCAGUACGAAGUAUACAGAUCUGCAUUCUAUUAGACGCAUUCUUGAUCCUCUUGCAAAAUGUGGUCUCACUGAUAGUGAGAUAUGUGUGAUUGGUAAUGUGUGCCCAGAAACUAUUGAUGAAGUUUUUGCUCUUCUCCCAUCCUUGAAGGAUAAGAGAAACAUUGACAGACAGGUUCUUAAGGAUUCACUGAGUCAGCUUGCUAAGUUUAGACAAUCAAUGUAAAGCCUCAUAUUGAAAGAGCUUAUUGUGCAGGUUUGGCGUGUAGGAGACAUGUAGCACAUUGGAAAACAGUUUUCAAAGUUACAUUGACACUAAUGUAAAACUUUAAUUCAUGAGUUAUAUUGGCUUUUAGAUUCUAGUCAUAUCCCACUUGGCUGUUCAGAGUUGUGGAUGACAAUUGGAUGAAUUUUGCAUGCACAAGACCAUGGUUGGAUCUUGUACAUGGUAAUGGUAUCAGGAAAACUUGGUGACAGCAAGAGGCGAUACAUGUGAUUAAAAAAAAAAUCUUGAUUAAGGAAUACACACUUUACAAGUGAGUUAUGCGCCCCAAACUACCUUGUGUACAUCAUACUCCGUUCUCGAAUUGGAGCGUUUAAAUUAUAGGAAAAUGGGUAAUGUUCACUCAUUUUGAUGUGGAUGGGUUGGAUAGAAGAGAGAUUACUAUUCCUUCUGUUCCAAAACUAUAUAUAUUUUACAAAUCCAAGGUUAAAUUCACAAUUUUCUUUUCAACUA